AUGUACGAGAACGCUAAGACUCAAAAUAUGUUCCUGACACGGGCUCUGGAGAAGAUACUAAACGACAAGGAGACGAAAAAAUCCUAUCACCAGCAGCUUAAAAAAGCGUGCGAGGUUGCGUUAGGUAAGGAAUGACAGAUGAAAAUGCUGUCCAAUUAGAAAGUCUUGUUUCAGCGUGAAGCUUACUUCGUAGAUUCGACGUAACCUUGUCUGCGGAACAAGUUUACUAAACUUGUUUUCUAACGUGUGUGGUUAAAUUUAAGUGCAAGAAAUUCUUCUUUCGAAAACAAGUGUGAGUAGCGGAUGCCACAUCUGCAGUUGAAUUUUUCUUGUCCCAUGUCAAUUUUCCAAUUAAUGAGAGAUCUGUCGGGUAAUCCUGUGUAAACUGACGUUUUCGUUAGACGUAAAGAGCGAUCUUAUCACCCUUGGUCGAUCAACGUUCAUUUAAUGGUAGGAAGGUGAAUUUCUCGUCACGCUCUGAUCGUUCUUGGUUCUAGAAAUACACAUAUUUUGCUUAAAUAUGUUUAGUCCACCUAACUUUGCAAUUAAUUUUCAUAUGAGAAAAUUUUAAAAUGAAUUGCUUACUUUGGGGAGGCUAAAUCUUUGCUAAAAUGCAGACGGAACAGAAAAAGAUCAAUAUCGAUCGUAAAGGCUACCUAUUACUGCUGUUUGAAAUGUACUUGUCAUCAAUUUCAAAGCAAAUAACGUUCAGUUCACUAUUACCGUUUAAUUUGAAUCAGGUGAAAUUAUGUUAUUGAAAUUUGUGCGUAUGGUCAGGUGGACAUUCAUGCAAAUUAUGAUAGACGAAAAAUAUUUUCUUAUAAUUAUUUUACACUGAGCAUUAAACUCAUGAUUAUGAAGUGAGAUAAUGGAUGACAGAAAAAGCUUAAUAUGUUGAAUCUUAACACCAAUUUUAAAGAUCAUGAGUUGAAAAAUUUUGGUUUUGGUGUUUUUCCAAAGGGGCUGUAUAUAAACUUAGCAACAAAGGAAGAUGUUGAUUGAAUUACAUGUUGCAUUAGAUGGUUUUCUAUCCCUGUGUUGACAAUUUCCUCUUCAUGGCAAGUACAAGUGGAAAGGAAUAAACAGCCAGAAUCUUAAUUUUCACAGAUCUCUCUAUGUUUGUACACAGUGUCUGUGGGAGAUAAUGAAAAUGGUUUCUUGAGAAAAUUAGAACUGGAUACAACAUUUCUGAUAUUUAGAGAGAUAUUUAUGCCAUUGAUACUGAUCUGUUGUGGUGUUGGUAAACCAGAGUUGAUAUUGAAAGCAAAUGUAUGUUCAUUUUUAGAAGAGAUUCACAAAUCUCAAGGAGCUGUUAUUGCUGAUGAAAGGUAAUAUUUUUUUGUUAUCAUGGAGAAACAAGCAAAUAACUUUUGAUCAGGGAACUUAAAAGGUUUGGUUUAUUAAAGUGCCAAUAAGUUAUUUAGAAAAUAUUGAGGGGAAUGCUAAAGUUGAAAACAGCUGCUGUAUGAAUACAAUAUUGACCUUAAAAGUUAGAAGAAAUAUAUUGUAAUUAUUAAUCACUAAUCACAAAGAUACUUCUUGAAACUCCUAGACUAUGCUUUAAUUUUCUGCAGCUCUAUGACUACUGAAAAUUUUUCUUUAUAUGGAAAAGUCAAUUCACACUAUAUUUACUGUAUACAAAUACUGCUGUGAUCAUACCAAAAUAAGAAAAAACAUUUAUGUACAAUGAUAUCAUCACCACAUCACAGUCUAACCAAUUUCCAACAAGACAUCUUAGGAAAUAGGUUGACUCCAGGACAAAAUCUGAGUAUUUCAACAGACUCCAGUGCAGCAAUAAUUUGGCUACUGUACCUCUCACUUUGACUAGUGUGAGUUGUACCUAAUUACCUGUUUAGUAAUAAGCACAAUUUUUUUUGUUUGUGUACUCAGUGAUGGGAGUCCAUCAUCAGCUCUACCUCCUCCUAAAGGAAAGCAGCCUUUCAUUGAAGCAGACAAAUAUUUCCUUCCGUUUGAACUUGCCUGUAAAUCAAAGUGUCCUCGCAUUAUUGUUGCAUCUCUUGACUGUCUACAGGUAUUGUAACCUUUACAGUAUUUUGUGCACAUUGCCUGUUAGUGGUUACUUGUCAUUUUUUUGCUAUAAUCAUUGCAUAGGUUGAAACUAGUUAAAAUUGAUUCUGACUCUUGUAUUAAGGACACAAUUCUAUCACAAGCAUACUGAUUAUCAAAAUAAAAAUAAAUAGUCACCUAGAGCAAGGUUUUCCCGCAUCAUGAACCCUUUUCAGUGUGACAGCAAUUUAUCAUCUAAUGUGUUUUGGUCUCAAUAUGGAAUAUGUCAGGGAUAUAUUAUUUAAAAAUAAACAGUCUUUUCUAUAUUCUUAAUCUUUUUUUUUACCAGAAACUCAUUGCCUAUGGACAUCUUGCUGGUGAUAUCCCAGACAGUACUGAUCCUAACAAAAAGCUUUUGGACCGUAUAGUGGAGACAAUCUGUGGCUGUUUUGUUGGAGUUCAAACUGAUGAAGGAGUCCAGCUUCAGAUAAUCAAGGUGAGAGUUGACUUACACACUUGUGUUUCAUUCAAGAUUUUUUGAAAACAUUAUUUUCUUGCAACUUAGAUUAAGAUACCUAGUUUUUAUUGGCAAAUCACAAUCAAAGAUAUUCUGAAGUCAAAGUGUUCUUUGGAAGCCAAGUUUCUUGUGCUCACUAUCUAUAAGAAUAUUUGUAUUAAUUUGGGUAUUUGCUAUACAGCUAUUCACUUAUUGCUAUGAAAACUGUGUUAAGCUUUAGCAGUGAUUGGCCACUACAUUCCAUCUUGACUAACCUUCGACUAGAACAAUUUUAUGUUCUUGACAAUGUACAAGUACUCUCAUGCAUAUUAUUUAUUAAUUUCCACUGUUAAUUAUGGAAACAUGUGUUAACAAAAACUGUGUGCUAUGUAUUUUACCUGUAGGCUUUACUUACUGCUGUCACCUCCAACUCUUGUGAGGUUCACGAGGGCACCCUCCUUCUGGCUGUGAGAACUUGUUACAAUAUUUACUUGGCCAGCCGCAAUCUUACGAACCAAAGAACAGCUCAGGCCACCCUUAGUCAGAUGAUAAGUGUAAUCUUUCAAAGGAUGGAGGCACAAGCGGUAAACAGAAAUGAUGAGUUGUUUACUGUGGAAGGAAACCAGCUAUGAAUACUAGCUAUACAUGUACCUUAAAUUUUGAAACUGAGGAUGAGUAUUUCAUUAAAAUGUAAAGACUCAAUGAAGAGUAUAAUCUGUGUUUAGGAUGAGAUGAUAGUGAUUGGUAUACAUACAUGUAUGGUGCUGGAUGCAGAAAGUCAGUUUUAGAGGUAGUUCAUCCUCUUGGCUAGAAUCACACUUACUUGUACUGUAGUAAAUAAUCUUAGUCAAUAGAUCCAAGAGGGUUGGCAGGAAUUAACAGUUAAUUUUUUUGUGUGAUUCCCCAGGCUUUAUGGUCAAGGUUACCAGCAAAUUUUUUUGGCUCAAUUAUUGAUGAAGUAUCUGGAUUGGGACUGAUUAGGGUUUAAAUCUUUACCUUGAACUCAUUAAAUGUGUUACAAAUAGUGUGUAAUAUCUCUUUAUUUUUUUUAAAUUUUAGGCUGCUGAAGAAGAAUUGAAAAAUUCUCAGCCUGAAGAAGAGGGUGUUCAAACAGCUUCAACACCUACACCAACUGAAACAACAGAUGAAAAAGAACUUGAUAGACCCUCCACUGAGGCAUCAAACUCACAUGAGCAUGAAACAGACUCUGUGGUGGAAGGUCAGGAACCAAAGAGUGCACACAGUGACAUUAGUAGGAUAGAGGGAGGGGUGGAUAGACCUGACAUUGAUGUGGAUGAAGGUGUUGAUCUGCAGGGUAAGUAAAUAUGUUACGUUUUUAGUCAAAUGACAUUAUACACUUUGUCAAUGGCUGUGAUCUAUUAGAAUUUUUUUUAUGACAUUAUAAGGGACAAUGUUCGAGAGGAGUUUUUUAUUACAACAUUCAAGCAAUGAUGUUUGAGAGGUGUGUUUUCUGUUUUCUGUUUUCUGUUUUCUGACUGUAAUAAAUUUUUUACUCUUCAGCUGAUGAUCAACUUGAUGACAGUACUAAAGAAUCUUCACCAGAGGGAAAAGAAGAGACAGAAGCAUCCUCUAAUCCUGAGGGGGGAGAUGACAGUAUAGUUGAGUCCACUGAGCAGCCAGGGGAGAGUAAAGAAGGAACAACGUUUGAAAUGUUUGCUGGAAAUGUCCCUCUGAACGGUAUAGAUGACCACACAGCAGAAGAAAAGCAGGAUGAAAAAAGUGCUGAUAAUACACCUGGUGAUAGAGAUGGAGAUUCUGUUAAGGUACUGUGCAUGUAUGGAAUGAAAUGACAUAUCUUCAUAGUGACUUACAAGGAGUAAUAAUUUGUUUACUUUUUGCCACUGAAAGAAUUUAUUUACUUUGCCUUUGUCAGGUUGAGGAACCAAGUCAGGUUGAGUCAGAAAAUCCAUCAGGUAUUUGAAUUAUUUAUUGAUUGGAUAACUUUGUAAUGUGUAGGGCAAUAUCAGAGAAGUUCAGAGCAGUUUGGUUCUUUAAGAACAUUAUUUUGUCAUUUUGUUUGUCUGUUUUUUUUUUUAAUACCUCCUGUACAUGUCGUAAAAACAUUUUGCUUGGUUUUGAUACUAGAUCAGAGCAUUCUAUCAAAUGGAGAAAUCAGCGAAAGCAGUCCAGAAAAAACAAAUCCAAAUGGAAUUUCACAUGAUGACCUUAAUCCACCUCCCACACCAACUGAAACAUCAUCAACCAUGUCAGAUGAGCUGGGUGACACCCACAGUGAGUCAGGAACUGAGGCAGAAGGAAGUGCAUCAUCAACGUCUCUUAACAGUCAAGCUGGUGGCCCUGUCAAGUUCUCCCAUGUCUCUCAGAAAGAUGCAUUUCUGGUGUUCAGGUCACUGUGUAAGCUUUCAAUGAAACCGUUGUCAGAUGCACCUUUAGAUCCUAAGUAAGUGGUCAUGGGCUUUUGUUGUUUUAUUACUUUGUCCCUUAUAAAGACAUUUAUUUAUGACAAGUAGGGCAUUACUGCUGCACAUGUAUAUGUAGCUUGUCUUGGUUUCUGUACUCUUCCUAGAAGGGGAUGUUUGUCUUACUCAGAUAAUUUUCUUUCCCCCCCUCCUUCUUCCUAAGCAAUUUUUCAAGUCUUCCUUGGAGUUUUCUGGUACCCAUAUUAUACAUGUACUCCUGCCCUGUAGGUUAUUUGUCCACACCAUUAGAAAACAGUAAGGAAGGUUUAAAGCUGGACUAAAACAUCUUAAAAGUGGUUGCCAAGAGGCUGGUAGGGUGUACUUCACAACAGGAGACCCUGCUCUUGGUAGGACACUUAACUCUCCCAGUGGUGCCUCUGUGAUGUAUUUUUUAAGUAUUCUUAAUCUAUUUUGUCUUUCUUGUGUGUGUCUUUAGGUCUCACGAGCUACGAUCCAAGAUUCUGUCCCUAGAGUUGAUGUUGUCUUGUCUUCAGAAUGCAGGCCCUGUGUUCUGUUCUCAUGAGAUGUUUGUAACAGCCAUCAAACAAUACCUUUGUGUAGCUUUGUCCAAAAAUGGUGUUUCUUCUGUUCCUGCUGUAUUUGAACUUUCGCUUGCCAUCUUCUUAACUUUGCUGUCAUCAUUCAAGACACAUCUCAAGAUGCAAAUAGAGGUUAAACUACUUUGAGUUUCUAAAUAUUAAAUGAAGUUGUUAGAGUCUUUCUUCUCUUACAUUUCAAGGGAUUUUCCAUAGGGGAGGGGGGGGUUUCUGUACUCGAGCAUCUUACCAGUAUUUGAGGAUGAGUAUGCCAGGCAGAUUAGAUUAGGCAUUAUUUUAGAUUCAUACUAAUUUUGUUAAGAUUUGAUAAGUGUUGGCUGGUUCUUUCAUCAGUCCUACACUCUAUCCAUUUAUCUAGUCUAUACUUGUUGCAUUCUUUUGUUUUUUUGAACUAUUCUUUUUUCUUUAAAAUUGCUUGAGUUGCAAUCAGUAAUGUACUCUCUGUCUGUCUUAAUUGAAGGUGUUCUUUAAAGAAAUCUUUCUGAAUAUCUUGGAGACAUCAACAAGUUCAUUUCAACACAAAUGGAUGGUGAUGCAGGCUUUGACACGAAUAUGUUCAGGUGGGAAUAAAUUUGUUGCAGUGUGAUGAAAGAUUCAAGUCAAAAUGAUUUUAAACCAGUAAAUCAUUCUCAUCUGGUUUUAUUUGUAUUUUUCUUUGUUCUAGAGAUUUUAUCAUAAUUUGUAAAUGAAAGAAAAAUACUAUUAAACUUUUUGUGAAAUAAUUUUUAAAUCCUAUUUAUCUUUUAGAUGCUCAGUGUGUUGUUGAUAUUUACCUGAACUAUGACUGUGACCUUUCAUUGUCAAACAUCUUUGAACGACUUACAAGUGACUUAGCCAAGAUUGCUCAAGGAAGACAGGCUAUAGCGUUAGCUGCUACUCCAGUAAGUUGGCUGCAAAUAUGACACACAUUUUCGUUAGCUGCUAACCUUAAUUGACUUUGAUAUCUAUUCUUGUUUAUUCAUAACUGAUUGAACCUUUUGUGGGAAUACUUGGACAAUAACUUGUGGAUAUUAUGGUCACUGUCUCACAAGUGAUAUCCUUCAAAUAUCUAUGGAUACUCCAAGGGUUACUUACACUAAGCUUGCUGAUAUAUUAUCAGUGCGGUUUUCCUCGAAAGAAAAUAAUCAAUUGGAAAGGGGAAAAGGAAAUUUUGGGCUGACUGUAACAUAUUAUCAUAGGGGUGUAGUUAAGAGCCCAGGUACAUUACAACUGUUGAGUCUGUCUCCAUAAUUCCCAGGUAUAUUUCACCUCUCAAAUUUUGAUGCUCAACUACUGUAUAGGAGAGAUAAAUGUGGCACAAAUACCUUUUUGUACAACAGGUUGAGACACAUGGAAAAUGAUAAGCACUUAUUGAAUAAAACACAUGACAGCUGAAUAUGACCAACUUGGUGACCAAUUUUUUUAUAAAAGUUAUUUGAACAAUGGUGGUGAUAGACAAGUGGUUUUUUUUUUAUAUAUUAUCAUUCUGUCUUAAUUUUUUGCCAUUGUUGUUUGCUAUGCCCAGGUGCAAGAGAAAAGUAUACGCCUGAAAGGUCUUGAAUGUUUGGUGUCCAUACUGAAGUGUAUGGUGGAGUGGAGUAGAGAACUUUAUCUCAACCCUCAUUCUCAUGUAGCUAACUCCUCAGGUGAAUCCUUUAUUCUUUAGUGAUCAGGAUUUUAUUUGCUAAACAUUAGCAGUGGUUACAUCUGAGAAAAGAUCUGGUCCAAAAUAUCAACUACAGAUGUAGAUGCAGCCUCUCUUCUUGGAGAAAUAAAACCCUGUUAAUAGACAAGUGGUGCUCAUAGUUAUUCACAGACAGUUGUUUGAGUAGGAUUAUACUGUAGCACAAACCCAAAGUAUACAACUCCAUUGUGUGUGAUUUUGUAAUCAAAAUUCAAAAUUACCUUUUGUACACCCAAGCAACUCCUGGCAAGGGGAGAUUUUAUGAGAUUACUAUUUAGAGGUUGUUGGUGUAAUUAAUUUUGAUAUUUAAUUUUUAUUAGUGUCAUUUGUUAUCUCAAAAGCAGACAGGUGUAUUAUUGUCUUUUUAAUCUAUCACAAUAAAGUAGAAAAUUCAUUAUUAUGGUGGCUUCUUCUUCUUAAUUUGUGCCCCUUCACUCUUUUUAUAACAGAUACACCAACCCCAGGGGUGAAGAGAAAAGUUAGCAUGACUGAAGCUGACUCUGAGGAGGCUGGAGGAGAUCGCAGCAGUUUAGCAGAAGAUCGCAUCAGCCUUGGUUCAGAGCUCAAAUCCUUUGGUGGAAGUCAGGGUUCUCUGAACUCCACAUCAACAACUUCAACUGUAGCACCAGACAAUCCUGAACAGUUUGAGUCUCUGAAACAAAUGAAAGGGCUGAUGGAGCAAGGAAUUGAAAAGUAAAUAACUAUAAUGCUAGAGUUAUGAGAUGUGGUUUAGAAAAAGUACUUGUGUCCUUUUGACCUCAGUUUUAGGUUACAGUGCAAACGCAACAGGAGAACUCCAUUCAUUAACAGAUAGUAUUAAAAUUGCAACCAUGUUACAUUCUUACAGGUCAAACCUUGCUCAGCAUGUGUUUGUUUGUUUGUGUUUUUCGCACCAGAUUUAAUAAGAAUCCCAAAAAAGGAGUAAAAUAUCUCCAAGAAAAUGGUCUCCUCGGAGGCACACCAGAGGAGGUUGCUGAGUUUUUACACACUGAUGAAAGAUUAGACAAAGUAUGUGGAAAUAAUUUUUUGCUGUAAUGAGUGACUGUUGAUUUUUUUAAAAUUUUUAUUUUUUUUUUCAUGUCAUACUAUUAUUGGUGAAAAAAGGAAGCAAAAAAACUUUCACUAACAAAAAUUUAUUGUUUUUUUUUUUUCAGACACAAGUAGGAGAACUCAUUGGAGACAAUGAUCUGUAUGUUCUAUGUGUUUAUUCAUUCAUACCGUGUUUUAUUUUUGUUAUGAUUCUGUGGGUUCUCUUGUAUCUAGUUUUGCUAUUCUAACAGGUUCUUCCGUCAGUUUUAUGAAGUUUACAAUUUUUUUGAUAGUGCCUUUUGUGUUGGUGUAUUGCAAUCUCUAUAUUGAUACUUUUUAUUUUCUUAGUUUUAGCAGAGAAGUGAUGUACAGUUACAUCGACAAGUUAGAUUUUACAGACCUGGACUUUGUAUCAGCGCUACGCUUGUUUCUUAAUAAUUUCCGACUUCCAGGAGAAGCUCAGAAAAUUGAUCGUCUCAUGGAGAAGUUUGCCAGUAGAUAUCUAGAAACAAACCCAACGUAAGGACAUGUAUUGCAUGUUCUUAUUCCAUUUUCUCAGUGUUCAUUGAGUAACAUGAAUGUAGAGAUAAACAGUCUCACUUACAGUAGGCAUCCCAUUUUCUGCUGAGUUAAAUUGGCAGAGCAUGGAACUGUUGUGAGGAAGGGCAGGGGUUUAGCAACGUAGCGAACCAAUCUUAGACACUGAAUUCUUCUUUGAUAAGGACAAUAAACUUUAGGCCUCAUUUUCUGCAUCUUGAAGGUUGUAUGGUCUGCAAAGGAUGUUAAUCCUUUUACUCCCAAGAUGUCAUUAGUAAUUACUUCCUACUGUCUCCCUUACAAUUCUUACGAUCUUACUUCAGAGAAUUGGUUAUUAAAUCAACUAAUAAUCUACUAAGUGAUAUUUUUCAUUCUCAUCACUUGUUUGCUUGACAUCAUAUUGAUGUCAUUAUGAGAAAUUCUGUCUUGGUCACUCAUGGGGGUUGCGGGUAAAGGGUUAAGGAACCCAUGCAAUAAUCACAAAUAGUAGGGCAUAGAGUUGCUGGUGGUCUGCCCUUUUUGUCACACUGGGUGGGGUAGGGGGAAGUAAAUACCUGCAGAUAUUGUGUCACAAAGGUACUCAAAAAUCCAUUGGUAAAUAAGGUAUUCAGAAAAGUAUUUAAAAUCUAGUCAAUAGAAGAAUCAGUACUGGCUUUUCCUUUGUCUUCUAACAUAAAAUUUUAUUUUUUCUUUAGAAACACAGUAUUUGCAAGUGCAGAUGCAGCCUAUGUUUUGGCAUACUCCAUCAUAAUGUUAACAACGGAUCUCCAUAAUUCCCAGGUAUAUGCCAUAAGUGCUUAUUAAUUGUUUCACAAUGCAUUGGGAAAAAAGGUUUCCAAUUUUUUUUUCAGGUUAUAUCCAAAAACAGCCAGAUAUGGAGGGAAGAUUUCCAGGGAGGGGGGAGGGAGGGUGUCCAAAAAAAUAUUUAUAAUAAAUAUUUAUAACCGUAGGGCUGGGGGCCAGGGGCCAAAGCCUUAGAAAAAAACUGUGUCCCAAUUAGCAUAACAGGGAUAAGAGAGGCAAAAAGGAUCAUCUCUGUUGGAGACACAGCCAUAGUACAUCUAGAUGUAAAAAUGAGGCUGAAAAGAAACUAGAUCUGCUUGUGUUUCAAACUCUUGGUGGUCUUGCAAAUAGCUGUGGAGCCUGCAGAAUAGGUGUAAUUUUCUCUUUUUGCAUAUUUUGAGCGAACAGAGAUGAGCACAAGGCUUGUACUUUGCGCUUACCUCAUGCUUGCCUCUGUUUACCUCAAAUAUGCUAAAACAAUUUUUGCCUGUUCUGCAGAUUAAUGGCUAUGUAGCAAUUUAGCCAACAGAGUUCAUAAUAUGUCUGUAAAGGAUGAAUACUCCACAGUUCAAUUAUAUUUUUUCCAUGUAUGUUCUGGUAUGAGAUCAUCCUUCACAGUGCUAUUGAGAACUCAUCCAGUCACCACCUACAGGAAAGUUUUAUACCAAAGUUGGUUUUAUUAAUCAAUGUAACUGUUUACCUUUGAUUAACAGGUUAAAAGGAAAAUAACUAAAGAACAGUACAUCACAAUGAACAAAGGAAUCAAUGAUAGCAAGGACCUACCACAAGAAUAUCUGGAGUCAAUUUUUGAUGAGAUAUCUCAGAAUGAAAUAAAAAUGAGAAAUGCACCCAAGACUGUCAAUAAAUAUAGCACCAUCUGUAAGUAAUACUCCUCUUUGAUUUACAAGGAAUAAGUAGUUAAGAUUUAUAAGAGAGAGUGCCAAAUUUACUCGAUUGAUCAUCAACAUAUAUGUGUAGAUUUAAAUUGUUUUUAUGCUUGUCAGGUUUGGACUUAAUCAAUCAAUGUCAAUGAUUAGUCCCUGGCCCGUAUCAAGGGUUUGCUAAUACCUUUUUAACUGUCAUAAAUUGUUGUUACUUAGAUCUUCAAAACGAAAAGCAAAGACGACUUUUGUACUAUCAAGAAAUGGAACAAAUGGCUCAAACAGCCAAGAUUCUGAUUGAAGGAGUCAGUCAAAUUCAAACAACAUUCACAUCUGCAACUCAUGUAGAACACAUUAGACCAAUGUUCAAGGUAUGUGCAAGGCUCCACAUUCGUUAAACUUAAUUCUGUGUUGUCUCUCACUUUUGAUAGAUAUUUGAGAACUUUCAUUGUAUUAGUACAAUGUAUAUAUGUUUAUGAGUAGGCUUUUGCUACACUCUCUUUUAUAGGUUACUUGGAGUCCUUUCUUAGCAGCCUUUAGCGUGAACUUGCAGCAUUCCGAUGACCAGCAAGUUGCAUCACUGUGUCUGGAUGGCAUACGCUGUGCAAUCAGGAUUGCAUGCAUAUUUGGAAUGCAGGUAAUUAUUGGUCCAGGUAGUUAGUAUGUUUAGUUUCGUGCACCUGCGUUUUUGAGAUAUUCGUUAGUUUUUGGGAAUUCUCUGAAACUCAUUUGUUCAAAUGUAAAUUUUGCUUAACCCGUUUUAUGGCUCCUCAUGUCUGUUUGAAAUUUCAAAUAUUUACUAUAUUUUUCAAAUUACAGCUUGAACGAGACAGUUUUGUCCAGGCUCUGUCACGGUUCACACUGCUCACGGCAACAGCUGGAUUACAUGAAAUAAAAACAAAGAACAUUGACACAAUCAAGACACUUAUAACUGUGGCACAGACAGAUGGCAACUACCUUGGACGGGCGUGGCAUGAGGUAGACGUAGUGUAUUUAGCUCAAGAUUACACCUCUAGUGCAACCCCACAGGACGAUUUAAUUUCAGUUUUUUGGUCUAAUCACAGAGCGUAGAGAAGUAAAUCAAAUUCAAUUCCAAAGUUAUCUCUAUACCUUACAUAUGUUCCUCAAUUGGAUUUUCAGUGUGAUUUUGUUUCAGCAAUUCUGCCUAAACAGGUUCCAUUAAGAACAAAUCUGAAAAGUGCACCAUACUCACCUGGCUCUAAAACAUUUGUUUACAGAUACUGAAGUGUAUAUCUCAACUGGAGCUGGCUCAAUUGAUUGGAACGGGAGUGAAAACAAUGGGACCAGGCACAGGACCAGGGCAGGGAAGCUCUACUCCUGUGUCAAUACGCUCUACUGGACUUGUUCCCUCAAACGGUUAGCACACGUCUUUAAAUAUCAUUCAACCUCAGAGGGAUGUUGCACUACGAAAAAUCUUCUUACCUUCGUGUUUCCAAGUGCAAAUACUGUGUAUAUCAAUUUUCGUUUUUUUUUUCUUAUAAUUUCAUUGUGCAAUACAUUUACGUCUUUGUUUUUGCAGAUCCUAAGAAAAUCGCGUACAUCCAGGAAACAGUUGGAGAGACAAGUUCGCAGAGUGUUGUUGUUGCAGUGGACAGGUGAUUACCAGUGCACGCUUUCUUAUAUUGCAGAUCCGAUUUUCUUGUUAAUCAUUUUUAAUUUUAUUUAUUUUUCCAAUGGCUGUGUAGAAUAUUCACUGGAUCAACAAAAUUAGAUGGAGAUGCGAUUGGUAAGUGGGAUGUUCUUCAACAAAUGACAUUACGGUUUCUACUUAACUUUUCAAGUUCUUCGUUUUUGAAUGACAACUUAAGGUACUGCUUCCACUGCACCAAGAAAAGCAAACAAAUAAAUAAACUGAAACAAAUAACUUACUUAAAUUUUAGUUAUAACUGGACCACGAUAAAAGAAAAUUACUGUUCAACUUGAGUGCUAAAGAUAUGUCAUGCAGGUCUUUACACUUGCUUUUAAAAGACAGUAAAAACAAUUCUAUAUUUUCUACCUGUUUCGACUGUUCUACGAGUGUGAUUUUAUCAAGUUAGAGAAAUGUAAGGUGUUUACACUUACGGCUACGUGUUUAUUGUCCACAGUCGACUUUGUUCAAGCGUUAGGAACCAUUUCAUCUGAGGAACUCGCGAAUCCAACCCAUCCAAGAAUGUUCAGUUUACAGAAAAUUGUUGAAAUUUCCUAUUACAACAUGAACAGGAUUAGGCUGGAGUGGUCCAGGAUCUGGGCCGUGCUUGGGGAUCAUUUUAACAAGGUUACAAUCAUUACCCAGUGUUGAGUUAAAUUAUGUCUUUUAUCUUUUUCGAUGGGCUGGUUAGGGCGGAAGAUUUGGUUUUAGAAGAUCUGAUUUGAAAGCGAUACGUGACGAAAAACAAUAGCCAUGUUAAUGAGCGUGGUGCACUGUAUUGGGAAAGUUUAAGUUGUACGGAUGACUUAACUUGAAAAUUAUCACCAUCUUGUUUAUGCUUUUGAAUUAUUGCAGCAAUUUUACUGACUGAGAGUGGUGAACUGUAACCAUUUGCGUCUUCCUGGUUGGCUUAUUCUUGGUUAUUACCAAUAAGGAUUUUUAUCUCCUGAGUAGUGCUGGAGUUUAAGGGAGGUUUACCUUUUAACAUUCAAGUUCACUUGUUUUUAUUCCAGUGUGGGUGUAAUCCAAAUGAGGAUGUAGCAUUUUUCUGUGUGGACUCUUUACGGCAACUUGCUAUGAAGUUCUUGGAGAAAGGCGAGUUACCUAACUUCCGGUUUCAGAAGGAUUUCCUCAGACCCUUCGAAUAUAUCGUCAAGAAAAAUAGGUUGGUAUACGAGUCUUCUUAACCUCUCCGUUUUCCAACGACUUACUUUCUUCAUUUAGUGUUUUGCCUUAGUCUGUGCCAUUUCCAAAAACACGUUUAUUAAUUUCUUUUCUAUCAAUCACAGAUCAGCAACUAUACGCGACAUGGUCGUCCGCUGUGUGGCGCAAAUGGUGCACUCGCAGGCUCACAAUAUUAAGUCUGGAUGGAAGAAUGUUUUCUCCGUCUUCCACCUGGCUGCUUCCGAUGAAGAUGAAGGAAUUGUAGAACUUGCUUUUCAAACGACUGGUAUGUUGAUAUUUGCGGGCAUCCUUUGUUGUUGUUUUUGUAACUCUUUGACGUAAUGGGCCACAGGUAAUGGGCAAUCACAAAGUGCAAAUUAUUCGUUUUAGUGUUUCAUAUUCAGCAACAGUUUUCCGUCAGCUUCUCCUAUCUGCUUGCUUCUUUCAGCCACUAUAUUCGAGAAAUACUUUUCCGCCACCAUCGAUUCCUUUCAAGACGCUGUCAAGUGUUUAUCAGAGUUUGCUUGUAAUGCUUCGUUUCCUGACACCAGCAUGGAGGCCAUUAGACUCAUUAGAAACUGCGCUAAACAUGUUUAUGAGAAUCCAGAGGUGAGGCUGACUCUGUUAUUUUGAAAAUUAUUUGCAGUUCGUUUCUUUCUCCAUCCUUAACGUUUCUUAUUGUGUUUCUCUUUCUUAAUGAGCUAAUUUUUUUGUAGUUUCUCUCAACUUAAAGGUAGUUUGCUCAUCACAAGAAUUACUCAAAACAUUAUGAUUCAACCUCUAUAUUUAUGCUAAAGUAGCUCUCCUGAGUCAUUUAUAAUAUUUAACGCUCGCUAAGAUUUCUAUGACGGAAUUGUGUGAUAGGGUUAUAUAAGCUUAUAUUGGCUAGUUGGUAAGCUCUACAGACAAGAUGCAUGCUUUGUAACGCUCAUUAAGACGAUUACUUUGUGUGACAUCGUCCCAGAUGUUCAGAGAACACAGUGGUGAGGAUGGUGGAGUCCCGGAGGCCGAUAAGGUGUGGGUCAAAGGCUGGUUCCCAGUGCUCUUUGAGCUGUCGUGUAUCAUCAACAGAUGUAAGCUGGAUGUACGAACAAGGUUAGUUCCACGUUGACCUUUUUUGCCGCUAAUCUCUGUGAUACUCUUACGGUUUUUACCUUUUCUGACUCCGAGAGAUUGUAUGCAGUUACGUUGCGUUCUCAUUAGUCAGUGUGAUGUUUACUUUUGCUCGAACUAGUCUUUGCUCACUCGUAAUAAACUCUCCCACAUAGAGAUGCCCUUCAAACCCUUCACAUUUCCUUGCAGGGGUUUAACUGUGAUGUUUGAGAUAAUGAAGAGUUAUGGUCACACCUUCCAGCGGCACUGGUGGAGAGAUGAGUUCAGAGUUGUGUUCAGGAUUUUUGAUAACAUGAAGUUACCAGAUCAACAAGUAGACUGGUCGGAGGUAUGCAGACAAAUUCGUUAUCAAGCUCAGUGGGAAUAUUUAUUACCUUUGACGUGGCUUGUGUGCAGACUUUGCACUUACCUAACCUUUUAGAUCAAGGUUAUGAUAUUGUUGGUAUUGCUUCAAUUAGAAAUGAUGCAGAUCAUGAGCUAUUUAUUUGUUGUUAAUACAGAAAUCAGAGUGGAUGACCACAACUUGUAAUCACGCUCUGUACGCUGUAGUUGAUGUGUUUACACAGUACUUUCCGGUGUUGUCUGAUGUUCUUUUGGAGGACAUGUUCUCUCAUCUGCUGUGGUGCGUCCAACAAGGUCAGUUUCAAUUGUCUGCAUUGUUUUCUUAAUUGUAACAUUCAAAGCUGCUCUCAGACUCAUCAAUCCCGCGAAAAUCAGGACAAAUCAAGUGAUACCAAUGAGAAAGAGGAGGUCAACUGUACGUGUUACUUACCAGGUUGUUUUGAUCGGAUAACUGGAUAUUAGUGACGGUCUUUUUGUAUCAGUGAGGGCAAAAGGUCAAUGUCAAGAAAUGAUUCGCUUUUUCAGUUUCACUUGACUUGCCCUUUGUUUUCUUUUUAUGUCUAUAAGAUCUCGAGCCCUUACUUCCUACUUGGAUAUCAGAACAAUCAGAACAAAGGAUUUCCCCCAUCACUUCAUUCUCUCAGAUCUUUCCAUUUAAUGACUAAUCAUAUACUUUGCCCUCUCAGAUAACGAGCAGCUGGCGAGGUCUGGUACCAACUGCCUUGAGAAUCUUGUAGUCUCCAACGGUUCCCAGUUCUCCUCUGAGAUGUGGGAAAGGGCGUGUCGCUGUAUUCAGGAUAUCUUUACCUCCACUGUACCCAGUGAGCUUCUCACAUGGCGACCGGAAGUGCCAGCUGUAGGGGUAUCCACCCCAGAUUCCACACCUGCUCAAAGUCCUACACUGACUCCAGACAAAGGGCAUGCAAGUGACAAUGUAAGAUUCAACCCAGAAAGUAAUAACAUGAUAUAAUGGUAAAACUGCAGAGCAUUGAUAUUGUUCCUUUUAACGACCUCUUUACUUGAAUGCAGUUAUUUAAAAAAUUGCAGAUUUUGUGCUUUUUUUAAGAAAAUUUGAUCACAACUGCUGAACAGAAAAUUAUUUUUAUUUUUUUGAUCGUGUCGUCAGUCGUUUCUGUUUAAUUUUCUCGCCAGAAAUCAGUGGACAUGGAAGUUAACCCGGAGCACGACAUUGUACCUCGCCUAGAAGAAGGUUUGUGUGUCUCCAUUGUAAACUAACUUACUAAUCCAAUCAUAUGUUUAGAGAAACGUUGGCUGAGUUAUUUGCUGAACUCAGAACCUCACAGUUCCUCUACCCACCCAGGAGUUUAAAUGAGCACCAGUUAACUUUGUUAGGGAGUUUUCUUCGAUGGACCAGCGUCCCGUGGAGGAGGAUUAGCAGCACUCUUAGGAACAUAGAAGUCGGGGCAAGCUUCAGUAGUACUUCGCCACUAGGCUCAUGAGACAUAGACAACUUUUUGCGACACGUGGGUCGUCACUACUUCGGAACAAAUCAUAGCAAACAACAUAAAGCAAGUUUACCUGUACUGCGCACCGGAUAAAAUGAACGAGAGAGACUCUGAGUGCUAUUUUUUCUCUUUUGAAUCAUUGGUUUGAUCUUUGUACCUUAGACGAAGAUGAAUGGGGAGUGGACACACUUAAAGACGAGAAGCCUGUUGACACUGCUGAAGAUGCCCUGCAGGCUCAAGAAUCAAGAACCUCGGAAGAGGACACACGUCCUGUAGUUGAGGUGGAGCAUUCAGAUGAAUCUUUCCGCCACUGUGAGUACUGCGUGUUCGUUUAACCAAUUAUAUGCUGAGAACAACUCUCUCCUGUAUGUUGAAACUAAACUGCAAUUUCAUUAGUGUUUUUAAACCAGCUCCGCUAGUCAUGAAAACUCGCGCCAUCAUCUUAAGCCAUCUGUUACGCAAAACAUGAAUUGAUGGCGACUUGGUUACUAGAGUUUUCCCGCGCAUCAGAUAGUUUACCUGCUUGUCUAUUAUUUGAAUUCUUAUGGAAUCGUACUGCUAUUCUCUUAACGUUGGUUUGGUGAUUUGUUUUACCACGCUGCUUAGAAAUCCGCUCUAUGGUUCCUGUUGAAAACGGACCACAAAACGAGCUACGUCUUCCUUCACCUCCGACUAAGCGCAAAAUUUAUCAUUGGUCUUGUUCUAUUUGCUCAAACGAAGUUUUUGACCUUGCGGAUCCUAGCAGUAUGCAGGAAGCUUGAUAGAGAUGAAUCUAAUAAUAGCAUGGCUCAUUAUUAGAGACGUUCUCUGUAGUUUAGUGCCGGGUUAGGGCACUGGUGUGUACAUCUGAAGGUGUAAGGUCUAACAUCUCUUUUUUCACCUUGUUACUUUUUCAGAUGAUACUCCAGAGCAGUUGUUCACAUCGCUGUUGAUUCGUUGUGUUGUCCAACUCGAACUUAUUCAAACUAUUGACAAUAUUGUGUUUUUUCCUGCAACAAGUCGAAGAGAAGACGCUGAAAAUCUAGCUUUUGCUAAGGUGGGGAUUACAGUAAAUAAUAUUUUUUGUUAACAAUGUAUGGAAUUUAGGCUAUUAAUAAUUGUGAGAAGCAGUAACGAUUGCUUGAUUAGCGAGAAAUGGCACAGGGUAAAGUUCCUUCAGUUCAAGUGGGCUGACCCAUGGAAAAAUCGUCCUCACAGUUUUGUCCGACAUGCACACAGUUUUUAAAAUGAUUAAGGAAGCCAAGGAACCUUUUAACUAAGAAACAACAAGAUAAAGAGAAGGCGUUGUUGGGGCAACUAGCAGGAAGAAGUCUGUUCUUUUACCUUUUUUAUAUUUCAUUUUGCCUUGGGUUCUACAUAUAUGGAUCACAGCAAACGUCAAAAUGUGAUCUGAAACUACGCAGAUUCAUGCGAAGUAAAUCUGCUCGAAAAACUUACACCAAUAGAUUUACAGAAUGAUAAUUGUUGUCUUUUGCAGUCUGGGGAUGUGUCCCGUGAGCGUGUUGGUAGUACAACCAGUGCAGUUAGCGAGUCGCCCUUCGGUGAAGGGAUGUACCCAUUUCUUAGUUCCCCUCAGUUGCUGCUCUUUGUUGAUUGUUUAGAACAAUCACACAAGUUUGCCAAGUCCUUCAACGCCAAUAACGAGCAGAGAACCUUUCUUAUGAAGGCCGGUAAGUUCAGGAAAGCCACAUCUGUUUACUGUUCAACCCUCAAACUCCUAUAACUGAUAUAAAUGUACUUUGUCCUUGCACUUUCAAUACACUAUCCAUCAAACAGGUGACGAAAAUAAACACUCAUUAAGCAGAGGGUGUUACGUUACUUUUGUCAACAAACUUCGGGCGCUCUUCGAAAUUCCAGUCUCAUUAGUCUGCACAAGUGUGUUAGUGGCUAAAAUACGCACGACUUCCAUUCCGCGUAGUCUGUAAGUUCCUCGUUUAGACAACGGUUAGUGCAAGCAUUUGUUGGCUGCCAAACCACUCGAACCAGUCUGUAACUCUCACUUAACAUUAACAUCUCUGAAGCAAUUGAGAGGGAAGUGCAUGGUAGCUAGAAGGAAGAAUUACUGCUCUGAUCUUGGGAGCUAAAGAGCGAACUGCAUACAUGUCUCAAUGUAAGUCUUUCCUCUCUAAUCUCAUUUCUGAGUGACAUGUCUUACGAGUGACGAGGACAAUUUUUAUUGGCAGGUUUCAAAGGUAAAUCAAAGCCCAACCUGUUGAAACAGGAGACCUCUAGUUUGGCUUGUAUGCUCAGGAUUCUGUUCAAAAUGUACGCAGACGAAGAAAGAAGAGAUUCCUGGCCAGAAAUUGAAAACCGAUCAGCCAGGUAAGAAAUUCAGUGUGUCUUUGUUUGCCACUAAUUAACAUUGUCUGAAAUCAUGUUAAGUAAAAGUUACAUUUUCUCUGCGGAACGAAGAAAACCAUGGUAGCCUAAACUUUGUAAUUUUGCCACUUAACGGAUGCUAAAUUCGGUGCUCUUUUUUAUUUCUUUGUGUAAGUAGAUGUUAAGUUUUUCAAUUGUUAGUCGCCAGGUUGAAGAAGAGUCUAUUUAUGUGUCAUAUCUAUUUUCUUUCAGAAUAUGUAAAGAUGCGUUGCAGUAUUUUGUUUCGCUGGAAUCCUCCAGUCAUCGUGAUGCUUGGACAUCCCUGCUACUGCUACUAUUGAAUAGGCUUCUCAAGCUUGAUGACAACAGGGUAAGAUACAGCAGAACUUUUCUCUUUAUACAAAACCCAUAGUCAAUGUGAAAUCAAACGGUCUGGUCGCAAGUCCUCCUCUAAUACCUUCUCACUUCAGCUUCUAUUCACGUGCGUGUUCCUUUUGUGGGAGUUAAUAGAAUUAAAAGCAGUUUGACAGGUUUUUUGAAUAGCGGUCACAAAGGUUUCGGACAAAUGGCGUUACAGGCGCCCUCUGUCAUGCUUGUUUAGAAUUCGAAGGGAACAGUAAUACCAACUACCGACGGCUUCAACGAUGCAGCACAGUAAUAUUCUCUAUUUAAAAAUCCUCCUGAUACCUUAAAAGGAAAACAGUCCAUCUAAUUACUAUGAAAGAGAUAAACUGAACCACUAACUACAGCUAUUUUUUUUUUGUUUAUAAUUCCUUGUAUCCAUUUUUGUUGUUUCGUAUUUUGGCAGUUCAAGGUGCAUAUUUCUAAUUAUUAUCAUACCCUGUGCGACAUGCUGUUGGUGGAUAAUAAACUGGAGUUGCGCUCUGUGCUCAGACGAGUGUUUCAGCGAGUGGGUACCACGUUUGGAAGCUUUGCAAAAAGCACCUCAUCAAGCUGACAAGUUUCUUUUUUUGUUUGUUUUUUAGUCCCCUCCUUAGUGAGCCAUCCAUACGUAGAUAUUUAAUUCUGAGUCAUUGUCAAUGAUUGGUUUUAGAAUAACCAUGCAAAUACCUGGGAAACUGUAUCCAUUGUAAUAGGUAAUUUUUAAGAACUGGUUAUUUUUUUUGUCUGUAGACGAAUUUUCGCGCACGAUUUGAGAGUAACUCCGAAUCUCGAGUACUCCAAAUCGAGAGCUUUGUAAGAGGUUUGUCCCAAGUUUUUUGCGAAAUUUGCGCGGCUUGACAGCAGCAAAGUAAGCAUUUAUGAGAGCGGGUACUACAUGUAUGUGAGUAUGCAACUAUAUAGGAAGGAAAGAGGAAAAGCAACCAAUGAUCAAACCUGUCGUGUACCUGUCACAAUGUGUUUUACUAACGGUGAUUCAUAGGUGAUGUAGACACUCAAGUUUUUAAAGGUGAAUGUGGGAAUUACUGUCAAGCGAUAUUUAAUGUUGGUAGAUAUACAAAAGAAUUCUUCUUACCUAGAUCGUAACUUAGCGAAUUUCGAAUUUUCUUUAGUGGAAAUUAACACCUACUAGAUUUGCAGCUGUUAAUUUUUUGUCGUUUGAUCUCCGAUCAUUUUUUGUUUGUGGUUUUUGAUGAAUAUCUCAGCAACAGUUCAUCUUUAAGGUGGAAUUUUGUGACUUGGCAUUUUCGUUUUGUAUGAUAAUUUCAGAUUCUCAUUAAUAGAGUAAUGACAGAAGUGAAAAUGUGAAGCUCUAAACAGUUAAAUGACUUGUAAAGGAAGUGAAAUGAAGAGAAACUGAAAUGACAAAUUUCGUAAUAAAAGAAAAUAUUAU
Messenger RNA from Pocillopora meandrina, 20241 nucleotides. The record is from the annotation of a GenBank genome assembly. NCBI's taxonomy places the organism in Eukaryota, Metazoa, Cnidaria, Anthozoa, Scleractinia, Pocilloporidae.